AUGCAGGCCUGCAAGGCGCACCAUGCGCGCCCCUGCCCCGCCGCACGCGCCGUUCGGCCCCAGCGCGCCACGCGGCUGCGCGUUGCCGCUCUCCAAGCCGGCGUCGCCGACCACACCGCGCGCGUCCGCGGCACCGCGCAGCUCGUCAGCUGGUAUUGCAGCGACCUCUCCUCCUGGCCGGAGUGGUCGCCCGUGACUAAGGGGGCCGUCAAGCUGGGGGUGGCCAGCGAUCUGGUGGAGCGCGGCUGCAAGUUUGAGCUCAAGCAGGAGCUGUGGGGCAUCCUAUCCUACCCCAUGCACUACGAGGUCGUCGACUUUGAGCCCGGCAAGCGCCUGGUGCUGUCCGGCAUAUCGGAGUACCACACAGAGACGAGCCAGUUCCUGUUCAUGCCCGACCGCACCGACCCCGGCAUGACGAUCGUGCGGUGUGUGACGGAUGCGCAGCUGCGGGAGUGGCGCUCUGCGCUGCAGCCAGUUGUGUCGAAACUCCUGAAGCGCGUCCCAGAAGACUCGUUGGCCGGCCUGCAGAAGCUGCUCAACGGGCCCCGCUCGCCCCUGUACACACCCGAAUUUCAGGAGGCCUGGCGCCGCCACGUCAGCGCGUCCGCCGACGCGCGCAAGGGCCGCAAGCCCGCCAGCGCCGGCGGCGCCGGCGCCGGCGCACGGGCGCGCGCGCAGCAGCGGGAGCCGAGGGUGGGCGUCUUCACGUGGGGGGCUGCGUUUGAUGGGCUGCUGUCCGGCGGCCGUGAGGCCAGGCGCGCGGCGGAGCACCCCGCGGCGCAGCACUACCAGUCGCCGGCGGCGCAACAGGACCCGUCGGGGCACUACGCCGCGCUCGGCAUCAGCGUGUCAUCGGGCGGGCCGGGGCCGACAGGGGAGGAGAUCAGGGGCGCGUACAGGCGGCUGGCGCUGGAGCUGCACCCGGACCGCCAGAUCGGCAAGGCGGCGCACGUCCAGAAGCAGGCCGCGGGCCGCUUCGCGCGCGUGCUGCGCGCCUACGACGCUCUGAAGGACCCCGAGACGCGCCGCCUGUACGACGCCGGCCAGAUCAUAGAGGAGACAGUCAGCCUGUGA
Messenger RNA from Monoraphidium neglectum, 1074 nucleotides. RefSeq lists its product as hypothetical. The record is from RefSeq and is a predicted model, not a curated record. Lineage: Eukaryota; Viridiplantae; Chlorophyta; Chlorophyceae; Sphaeropleales; Selenastraceae. The transcript has 6 exons. The coding region runs from base 1 to 1074 and encodes 357 amino acids.